Messenger RNA from Neurospora tetrasperma FGSC 2508, 369 nucleotides. RefSeq lists its product as uncharacterized. Lineage: Eukaryota; Fungi; Ascomycota; Sordariomycetes; Sordariales; Sordariaceae. Bases 1 to 369 code for a protein of 122 amino acids. The record is from RefSeq and is a predicted model, not a curated record. The transcript has 3 exons.
AUGGGCAUUAUCAAGGUACCGCUACUUUGCCAUGUACUUGCCAAUGUGCCAAGUGGUUAUCGGGGAGAUUCGACACAAGCUGUGCCAGGCUGGCGCUUGGGAAACCGGGACCAGUUCCAAACAAGAAAAGAGCCUUCGAGAGGAAAGUCAAGGAGAGAGAGCAUGGAAACGAGGAACAAAGGGAAGGGUCGAGAUGUCAUGUUUGACCAGAUAGUGUGCGUCAAGAACAUGCGCGCCAUCAUGCACACCAAAAUGGUCAAUGGUAGCGCAGCAUGUCUCUGGAGCAGCGAGGUCCGUCGAAGGACCACAGGCCACGUGAUGACCCUUGGAACUACCAUAUGGAAAAAGUGCAGACGGGAUGGGGAGUGA